AUACUCAUCGCAACCUUCGUUUCCAUCAUCAACCUCAAUAUCAACGUUGCCGUGCUCUUGAACCUCAUCGUCGACGUCAUACUUUCCUUCUACAUCAUUGCAUGGUCUUUUACUCUGAUUAUGGGCUACAUAUUCAUCGACAUGUGCAGGAUGGAAGUAGGAUAUCCGAGGCCUCCAGAUCUAGAUAGAGGAACGCCUCCUCCAGGUUGUCGUGGCUGGAUGGUAGCGACCUGGGUUCUACUUAGUAUUGCUUACGGGCUGGGGCUCAUCAUUGGCCUCCUUCAUCUAGUGUUGGUGGUCCUUCGGACCAUUGCCCUUUUCCGAACCGAGUUCUGGAGUCUUUCAGCAGGGCAAGUAACUUUUCAAGUUACAUUCAAGGUUAUAACAGGAGAGAAUAGUGAUGGCGCUGUGAGAAGAGGUGCAGAUGUGGAUGGCCCACCAGCGUCUCCUCCUGGAGUACAAGGCCCAGUCGCUGAGGCUUGAAUAGUUGAACUUCGUAUGGCGGCAUGGGACAGGAAAUAUUCAGCGGGACAUUCAGUUUUCAAGGCCCAAUGUAGAAAGCUUUACCUAAUGCCAGACAUUUCCAAUCACCUAGCUUCAAUUCUUGAAGCCACAAAGCCCAUUGGGAAUGCUAAGCGGAGUGGCGCGAGCACGUGUUGUCAAUGCUUCAUUAUAGCCUCAAGACAAGCCUACAAAUUUACCCUCACCACACACGAACUUUAUUUC
Hyaloscypha bicolor E is the source of this 726-nucleotide messenger RNA. RefSeq lists its product as uncharacterized. The transcript has 2 exons. The record is from RefSeq and is a predicted model, not a curated record. The coding region runs from base 121 to 483 and encodes 120 amino acids. Lineage: Eukaryota; Fungi; Ascomycota; Leotiomycetes; Helotiales; Hyaloscyphaceae.